Molecule: messenger RNA, 1197 nt
Organism: Caenorhabditis briggsae
Lineage: Eukaryota; Metazoa; Nematoda; Chromadorea; Rhabditida; Rhabditidae
Gene: Cbr-rpt-4
Product: Protein CBR-RPT-4
Exons: 3
Coding region: 1-1197 (398 amino acids)
Biological process (GO): positive regulation of RNA polymerase II transcription preinitiation complex assembly
Cellular component (GO): proteasome regulatory particle, base subcomplex; cytosolic proteasome complex
Molecular function (GO): proteasome-activating activity; ATP binding; ATP hydrolysis activity
Source: RefSeq, a predicted model, not a curated record
AUGGUCGAGCCAACAGGACCCGAGGUCGUUGUCGACGAGCGCACCAAGGCACUCAACAAUUACAGAAGAAAACUUGCUGAGUGUCGCGACAUUGAACAGAAGCUGAAGGAUUUGAGAAAAAAGGAGAGUGAGAUGACGAAACAGUUUGACAAAUCUGAAAACGAUAUCAAAUCUCUGCAAUCCGUCGGACAAAUCGUCGGAGAGGUGCUGAAGCAACUCAGUGAAGAAAAGUUCAUCGUUAAGGCAACCAACGGGCCACGAUAUGUUGUCGGAUGUCGUCGUAGCAUCAACAAGGAAGAGUUGAAGCAAGGAACCAGAGUGUCGCUUGAUAUGACCACUCUCACUAUCAUGCGACAGUUGCCACGUGAAGUUGAUCCACUAGUUUACAAAAUGUCCCACGAAGACCCAGGAAACAUCAGCUACUCAGAUGUUGGUGGUCUUGCCGAGCAAAUCCGUGAGCUUCGCGAAGUUGUCGAGCUUCCGCUCAUCAAUCCAGAACUUUUCCGCCGUGUUGGUAUCACACCACCAAAGGGAUGUCUUCUCUUCGGACCACCAGGAACCGGAAAAACUCUUCUCGCUCGCGCAGUAGCCUCUCAGCUUGAUUGCAACUUCCUAAAGGUCGUAUCUUCCGCCAUCGUUGACAAAUACAUCGGAGAAUCUGCGAGAAUGAUCAGAGAAAUGUUCAACUACGCUCGUGACCAUCAACCAUGUAUUGUGUUCAUGGAUGAAAUUGAUGCGAUCGGAGGAAGACGUUUUUCAGAAGGAACAUCUGCAGAUCGUGAAAUUCAGAGAACUCUCAUGGAGCUUCUCAACCAACUUGAUGGUUUCGACUCUCUUGGAAAAGUUAAAGUUAUUAUGGCCACGAAUCGACCUGAUACUCUCGACCCCGCUCUUCUCCGUCCUGGAAGACUCGACAGAAAAAUUGAAAUCGGAUUGCCAAACGAACAGUCUCGCUUGGAAAUUCUCAAAAUUCAUUCUAACAAAAUUACAAAACACGGAGAGAUUGACUUCGAGGCUGUCGUUAAAUUGUCAGAUGGAUUCUCAGCAGCUGAUUUGAGAAACGUGUGCACUGAAGCUGGAAUGUUCGCCAUCCGCGCUGAACGAGAAUUCGUUAUCGAUGAAGACUUCAUGAAGGCAGUCCGUAAAGUAGGAGAUGCGAAGAGACUUGAGACGAAGCUCGAUUACAAACCAGUCUAA